Mastomys coucha (southern multimammate mouse) is the source of this 3979-nucleotide messenger RNA. It is a transcript of the gene Ccdc38, whose product is annotated as coiled-coil domain containing 38. Gene Ontology annotation, cellular component: centrosome. The record is from RefSeq and is a predicted model, not a curated record. The coding region runs from base 255 to 2135 and encodes 626 amino acids. Lineage: Eukaryota; Metazoa; Chordata; Mammalia; Rodentia; Muridae. The transcript has 17 exons.
UCCCGGCUGGGCUGCGGGUGCCACGCACUGUUCGGUUGGCCAGAUCGGCUCUCAGGUCUGAUACCAAGCGGUUCCCAGGAUGAAGGGGACCUGGAGCAGGGAAGGAUGAAGCUGAGACACAGAGUGUCGGUUUGGUGCCUCUGCUGUUUUGUCCCCACCACCCUCGUGAAGGAUAGGUCUCAACUGUGAUCCAAACUAGUUAAGGACUUUUGAAAGACGUUUCUCCUUUUCUCUGGACAGGACCAGGAGACAAAAUGACUUCCCAGUUGCACACGUCAAGGAGUUCUGGAGAUGAAGGGAAAGAUGCUGAACUCAAAAAGGAAAGACCCUACAAGAUCUUUUUCAAAGAUCUCUUCCUUUUCAAAGAAAAUGAAAUUGAUGCAAGGAAAAAGGAAAGAAUGAGGAACCACAGCAUGAAAAUCUACCAAAAGACUACAUUUUCGUCCCGAAUGAAGAGUCGCUCACACCUUGGCCAGCUAGCUUUCUUUGCUGAAGCAGGUGGCAGCUCUUAUGAACGUUUGGGGCUAGAUCCCACUCUUAUUCUCAGACUGACAGAAGGUGCGGACAGGAAGAGGACCGUCCAUGAGUUUAUUAAUGACCAAAGAGACAGAUUUCUACUUGAGUAUGCAGUGUCAACCAAGAAGAACACAAUCAAAAGGUUUGAAAGACUCAUAGCCAUGAAAGAAAAUCAACUCAAAAAAGCUGAGAAAAAGCUCCAAGACGAUGCAAUGUCCUUUGAAGAGUUCCUGCGAGAGAAUGACCAGAGAUCUGUAGAUGCUCUCAAAAUGGCAGCACAAGAAACAAUAAACAAACUCCAAAUGACGUCAGAGCUCAAGAAAGCAAGCAUGGAAGUUCAAUCAAUAAAGAGUGAAAUAGCGAAAACAGAGUUCCUCCUCAAGGAGUACAUGAAAUAUGGAUUUUUCCUGCUGAAGUUGUCUCCAAAACAAUGGCAAUUACAACAAUCGCAAAAAAGGGCCCAGUCAUCCAAAAGUAACCAUAUCCUUCCAAAAAUCUUGGAAAAAUUCUCAAUAAGUACGUCUAAAAAAGAUAACAGCACUGACUCGGACAGGAUGUCGCUUUCAGAAGAUCGAAGUUCAAAGAAAGGAAGCCAAGGAGGAAGACAUAGGAAAUCUACUUUGGGCCAUGACUCUAGGAAGUCAUCUGUGUUUGGCCGACCUGAAAGCAUGGCUUCAGAGGACAGUUUGGAAUACUUUUUAGAGGACGAGAUCGUGGAGUUUGAUCUGCUGCCAGAGAUUUAUUUCAAGGAGCCAGAGGAGUUACUGCAGGUCCUCACGGAGCUGGAAGAGCAGAAUCUCACGUUGGUCCAGUAUUCUCAAGAUGUGGAUGAGAAUCUCGAAGAUGUCAACAAAAGAGAGAAAUUUAUACAGGAUAAGAUAAACAACAGCAUCACCUUCCUGCUGGAGCAUAAGCACAUGCUUAGGGUGAACUGUGAACGAGAGGAGGAGAAGGCAGCGGAGCUGGAGCUGAGGUCCAGGCUCUUCAGUUUUGGACAAUUCAAUUCCGAUGCUCAGCAGAGGCAGGCAACCCUGAGGCAGGAAACUUCAUGGAAAUCGAUUUACUUUGCUGAGAAGUUUAUUGAGUUCCUCUUGGUGAAUAUCAGACAGCCAGUGGUGAAAACGGAUGCUCCCUUUCGUCUCCCGAAAUACAUUAUCUACCAGCUCAAGAGACUGCAAAAUCAAGUAAAACAUCGAAGUGGCGAGGACAAGCUAAUAGACUCACUUAGUAGAAAGAUUAAUCAAGUGUACAAAGUCUGCAUCGGAGAUGCUGAGGUUGGCGGCUUGAAUGCAAUUCAAAAACUGGUCAAAGUAGAGUCUCGCCUGGUGGAGCUGAGUGAUCUCAUUGAAUCUAUUCCCAAAGAAAGCGUGGAAGCGAUCGAAAGGAUCAAACAGAAGGAGCGACGGCAAAAGCUGCGUGAAGAGAAGCUGAAAGAGAAGCAGAGACACCAGGAGGAGCGCCUAAAAGCUGCUCUGCAAAGAGCGGUGGCCCAGCCCAAGAAGAAGUUGGGAAGACGACUUAUCUACCGUUCGAAACCUCAAUCUGCUAACAAGCGAGAGCUCCUUCUAGUCGGUGAUACAAGAUCAAAAUUACUGGAGGAAGAGUAUUUUUUUAGUUGAACAGGACUAUGAAGAUACUUUCUUAGCAAAUGUUUUAUGUGGAUGUUGGCUUUCAGUGAUGCAAUACUCUCCUAACAAAUUCCAGGAACGCAGUAGACCUUUAUCUCGAAGCUUACAGGAGUAGGAAUAGCAACUGUUUUCUGUCGGAACUCUUUAUUACUCAUUAGUACUAUUCCAUGAGCUAAACAAUAUUGUACUUUAGGUUGUCCCUGUUGCAGACAUAUAUCCAAAGUCAAUUUAUUGAUAUAACAUGAAGGGGGACUUACAGUAAAAUGGCCUCCCUCAAAGUAUGAGAAUUUUAAUCACAUUUUCUAAAGCAAUAAGGAAGUUCACAGCUUUGAAAUAUACAUUUUUAAAAUGUAUUAUUCUUAAGACAACUGGACAGGCUUAAAACUUAAAAACUAUGGUCUCAGAACAAUCAUGAGGCUGGUUUUAUUUCACAUUAAGCUCUGAAAACUUUAUAAGAAAACUUUUAAGUAAACAAAACCAUACACCUUCAGCCUAAAUAUCAAUUUGUAUUAUGCUCUACCUCCAUAAUUAUUUCAAUUUUCAUGUUUUGACUUAGCUAUAAUAUAAGCAUUAUUUAGUCUAUAUCAAUAUAGAAACAAUUUAUUAAUACAAUUAUAUAUUAAUACUAAGAAAAUGUUUAACUUUAUGCAUGUUAAAAGUGGUUUGGAAAUCUUAAACAGCACAGCUGCUUUUAAGAGGUCUCAUUUAAUAUAAUUACAAGGGCUGAAACUCAUCCUAAGAAAGAUUCUAAAGCACAGAAUCAUCCUUUAUAGAAAAAAAUAAACCAGCAGUGGGAUUACAAAAAGAAUGAAUGAAACUGGGUGGUUUUUAAAACAUUAAGUUCUAAGAAUUAACCAUCCACUGUCUCAACAUUUGCACUUAGCACAUGUCUGCAUAUAAAUAGUCCACAAGUCAAGUUGAAAAAAACCCAAAUCUUUAUUGUAUAGAAAUACAUAUAUAUAAAAAAAAAAUCCCCCAAGAUGCUAUUCUCUCAUUUCCCCAUCUUCUUCCUCCUCUUCAACCCCUCUGAUGUAGAGAACAUUAUUACACCUGUAACAGAAAACACAAUCCAUUCUGAGUUGCACUCAGCACCCACGCACCAUCGAUCAAAUCAGCACUGCUCCAUCAUCAGAUGGGACAGUGAGCUCACAGCUUGCCAUCUUCUUGUUAGUCCUAUACAAAUGUUUUAAAAGCACACUGCACAUAUUUUUACCACCAUCAUCACAAUUCAUCUCUGCGACUUAGAAUAUAGGUUGUUGCUGAUACCAGACAGUGAGUACAACAGAAUCCUUAGCAGCCGGAAUCAACUAAAAUUCAAAUCUAAGUCCCUGUAACCCAGGACACUGAACAACAGGUUACAGCUGAAAGCCAGGAAAUGUAGAUCAACAGUAGGAAAACCUCAAACAUAAACUGAAAUCUCCCAACAUGUUAGUAAUUUCAAAGGCUUCUGAAGUCUAGUUGUAGAGUACUGUUAAAUGUUAAAAAGACUAAUAUAUUUUAGCAGAUAUUUCUGAGGUUAGUAACUCCUUUCACGCAUACAAAUAAGUUUGUUACCUUAUUAGAACUUCACCCAGAUGUCCAGACAAUGCUCCAUCUAUGUAUUCUUCUGUAUUUGCAAGCUUUAAACAAAAAGAAGAUAUUAGUAUAACUGCACAGGAGGAAAGAGUGCAGCACCCCUACUUGGUGAGAACCCAGUAACUGAGGCUACUUGAUAUCAACAACUCAAGCUAUAUCAGUAAGCAGUAAUUAUAAGAUUAGCUUUCUAUCACUCUUUGGGUUUCAUAUAUUAAGACAUGCAUGGGUAUAGAACUAAUAUAUAAUAAAGCUGUUUCAAA